GUUCGACACUUUUGACAUUUGACCAGCUGUUUGCAUUUCGCGUCGCCGCAUUCGUUUUAGGAAAGGCCUGUCCCGUCCAAUCAGUCGCUGUUUGAGUUUCGGCGGUCGCGAUCGGGGUACUUCAGUUCCCUUCUUGAUGAUCCAGGGACGGAACUUUGAGAUUGAUCACUCGACGGCGCAUUCCUCCUCAGUUUCUUCUUUCGAAAUUAUUAUGUAAUUCAAUGAGGGCCGUUAUGUAAGGUCGAGUGCGGGGCGCGUGCGGUAGGUGUUUGGUGAGCUGUGCACAGUGUACCGAAAUAUGUUUAUUUGAGCGAGUGUGGUGCAAACUGCAAAAUGGCGGACUUAGAGGCAGUGCUGGCCGAUGUCAGCUAUCUCAUGGCCAUGGAAAAGAGCAAGUGCACACCAGCUGCGAGGGCCAGCAAGAAGAUCGUGCUGCCCGACCCCAGCGUUCGCAGCGUGAUGCACAAAUAUCUGGAGAAGAAGAAUGAGGUGAACUUUGACAAGAUCUUCCAUCAAACAUUAGGUUAUCUGUUAUUUAAGGAUUUUUGCGAGAAUUUGUCGGAAGUUCCCGUGCCUCAGCUUCGCUUUUAUGAAGAGAUAAAAGCGUACGAAAAGCUAGAAAGUGCCGAAGAGAGAAUGAAACAAGCGAGAGACAUCUACGACAACUUCAUCAUGAAGGAGCUCCUGGCACGGUCUCACGACUACUCGAAGGAGUGCCUCCAGCACGUGCAGAAGCACCUAAUGAAGAACGAUGUUCCCGUCACACUGUUUGAGCCUUACAUAGAAGAAAUUUAUAACCAUUUAAGGGACGAACCGUUCAAGAAAUUUUUAGAAAGUGAAAAAUAUACGAGGUUUUGCCAAUGGAAAAAUUUGGAAUUAAAUAUACAGCUGACUAUGAACGACUUCAGCGUGCACAGGAUAAUAGGCAGGGGCGGCUUCGGGGAAGUUUACGGUUGUCGGAAGGCCGACACGGGGAAAAUGUACGCGAUGAAAUGUCUAGACAAGAAAAGGAUCAAAAUGAAACAAGGGGAGACUUUGGCGUUAAACGAACGCAUUAUGUUGUCCCUUGUAAGCACAGGACAGGAUUGUCCGUUUAUAGUUUGUAUGACGUAUGCGUUUCACACGCCCGAUAAGCUCUGUUUCAUAUUAGAUUUGAUGAAUGGCGGCGAUUUGCAUUAUCAUUUGAGCCAACACGGCGUCUUCAACGAGUCUGAAAUGAAAUUUUACGCUGCCGAAGUGAUAUUAGGUUUGGAACAUAUGCAUAGGAGGUAUAUUGUAUAUAGAGAUUUAAAACCUGCAAAUAUUCUAUUAGACGAACAUGGCCAUGUUCGGAUAUCUGAUUUAGGUCUAGCCUGUGAUUUUUCAAAAAAGAAACCCCACGCCAGUGUAGGAACUCAUGGUUACAUGGCACCGGAAGUGCUGUCAAAAGGCACAGCGUACGAUUCCAGUGCCGACUGGUUCAGUUUCGGAUGUAUGUUAUACAAAUUAUUGAAAGGACAUUCGCCGUUCCGCCAACACAAAACCAAAGACAAGCACGAAAUCGACAGGAUGACGUUAACAAUGAACGUCGAACUUCCCGAUUCGUUUAGUAAAGAAUUGAAAUCGUUACUGGAAGGUUUACUUCAGCGAGACGUCGAUAAAAGACUGGGUUGUAAAGGCAACGGGGCCGAUGAAGUCAAGGAGCACCCUUUUUUUGCCGGCAUCGACUGGCAGCAGGUCUACCUUCAGAAAUACACGCCGCCUUUGAUACCCCCUCGAGGCGAAGUGAACGCAGCCGACGCCUUCGACAUCGGCUCCUUCGACGAGGAGGACACCAAAGGAAUCAAACUGACCGACGCCGACCAAGAACUCUACAAAAACUUCCCUUUGGUGAUAUCCGAACGGUGGCAAAACGAAGUCGCUGAAACCGUAUUUGACACGAUCAACUACGAGGCCGAUCGAGCCGAAAAUAAGAAGAAAGCCAAACAGAAGAAACUCUUCGACCUUGAUGAGAAAGAAUCGGACUGUAUUUUGCACGGUUAUAUUAAAAAAUUAGGCGGGCCUUGGAUGUCGAGUUGGCAGAUGAGGUAUGCAAAGUUGUACCCCAACAGGCUUGAACUGCAUCCGGAUUCGGCUAAACCGGAAAUGGUCUUUAUGGAUCAAGUCGAGGAAGUUAGUCCGGAGUUGGUGCAAGUGAAAAAUGAAAAUUGCAUCGUUGUCAGGAUGAGGGAUGGGAAGAUUGUCCUCACAAAUACGGACGAAAUAGGCCUAAAAGAAUGGCUUACGUCCCUGAAGUCUGCUCACAAGUUAUCUCAGGAGUUAUUGGGGUCGAUGGCGAAGAAAGCCGGCAAGAUCUACGGGACUGAUUCGAACAAUAAAAACGCGAUAAUAGCGGCACAUCGUAAUACAAACGGUAACUAAAUUUGUGGAAAUAUCAAACUUUGUCCUGCAAAAAAAUAAAGCCGAUGCGGGCUACAAGCGAUUUCGCGAAGAUUUAUAUCGUUUUUCUUGCAAUGUCUUAGGCACUAUUGUUGUUGCUCCCUAUUUUUAUUUGUUAGGUUUUUUAUGUUUUAAUAUACAAUUUAAGAGGAAAUAACCGAUUAUUUAUCGUCGCAACAUUUAUAUAUUGAGAUACGUUGCGGACCUUUGUAAUAACUUAAAUUCAUGACAAAAGUGUAUUGUAUUAUUGUUAUUUAUAUUAUUUAUGCCAAUAGAUUUUUGCUUUGAGCAGGUACUUUUUAUAACGAUAGUUUAUCAUUUUUUAAAUAUAUUUAUUGAGACUGUUCUGGGAAUGAGGUGAUGUUUGAAGUAAUAAAAAAAGAGUAAUGCACAUUCCAUUCGAUUUUUUCGCAAAUCUAGUCAAACACAGGACAAACAAAAAUAUAAUCAAAACAUUUUUUAUUAACGGCUGUUUAACCCGCAGUUUCAGGACAGUUUCGUUAUUAUUUCUGAUUUUGUUUUUUAUUUAUUUUAUUAUAGUUAGAAAAAUUUGUUCAAGCUCGAGAAUAGUCGCGCUUUACAGAUUUUUUUAACGACACUGUAUAUUCCUGAACAGAGAUGUUCGUCUCACUGGUACCAACACCAAGCUAAUAAGUCACUAGAAUAGCUUGUAUGCCAGCUGCACUAUCUGUAAAUACUUGCUUGUUUCUUAUUACCGUUUAAUUUUGUCUAGUAUAAAAAAUGUUAAACAACACUCAUUAAACGUCGCGGAGGAUCCUGACGUGACUUUUAGUGGAAGUUGUGAUUUAUUCUGCACAAAACACUUCUAAUUUCGUGAAUUUAAUCAAAUAUUUUGUACAUUUUUGUAUAUACGAUUUAAUUUCAUGUGAAACUAAUGUAUGUCAGAUGAAACUUUCAUUUCUAUCCCAAUGAAGAGAUUUUCAUCUCGUAAAUGUAGAAGAAUUUUCUUCCAUCUCAAUGUUUAAAACUGCUUCGAUUAUUUUGAGCCAAAUUUUUUCAUCCACAAAGUGUAAAAAAGUGUUUUUUAAUGAUUUUUAUUUUCAUAUGCGCUAGGCCUUUACUAGGUUAACUGUCGUCAAGCAGUGUCAGUCGUUUUUAAAAUACUUCACUGCCUACAUUCAAAAAAGCGAAUCUCCGGUCAUAUUUUAAAAACGACUGAUACCAGACAUGAAUUGUGCGUGGAAAAACAUGUACAUUUUUGUAUAGAGUGUGAUUUAGAUGUUUGUGCCAUUGUAUCCGGAAUUUUUUUAACUUUAACCAGACGGCAAAGAAAGGUUUCGUCAGUCUUGCCACCCCCAUCCAGAGUACCGCUUCGAUUGGCAGCCAUGGAAUUCAAUCAACUGUGCCAAAUAGCGUAAUCUGACCGACGGUUGGCAAGCCUGCAAACCGUUGCGGUACUCUGAAUCGAAAAUGAGAUGAACAAUCACUAGCAUCAAUGUUUAGGACAGCAAUAUAGUUGUUUUCGUGUCUAGUAAUUACAAGGUUGGCAGCGAGAGGGCGCGCCCCGAUUUCUGCUUCACAUUUCGGCCGAAUACUUAAAUUAACGGACGCCCCCUAGCGCCAGUAUAAAUACACUUUUUUGUAUUUUUUAUAAUUUUUUAGCACUUUGUACGACAAACAAAUCAGUAUUGUUGGGUUUUAAUACAAACUUCUCGACAGUUUCGAUGAAAAACUGAAGGAUAAGUCAGUGCAAGUGUAGUGUAGUUUUAGUAAAUGUUAGUUAUGAUGUAUUCCUCCAUUUUAGGACAUCUUUUGCCUGAACUUGGAGCCCUUGGUUCGGCAAAAGCUCAGUUGUUGUGUCAACUUGCAUUGACUUGAAGCGACCACGAAGUGACAAUCAAUGUUUUUUGAAUAUUUCAUUGCGAUUUUUGACACAUGUUAGUGACAGUGAGGUAAAACAGAGGGCGCUUCAGUAAUCUGUGUCGGGAAUUGAGAUCUCAGUGUAUUAAUUUUUAUUUUUUAGUCGUGAUAAAGUUGUGAUAGCAAGGAAAUUGUUGGGAAAUUUGUGUGGGACCAUUGAUGAACGGGAAUUGUUCAGUUAGUUCCCUUAGUACUUUCAUUCAAUUUCAUUUUUUAUCCCAACUGACGGAUGAAUGUAAACUGUUAAAAAAAAUCAAUACAAACUGAAAGUACGGUAUUCUAAAUAAAUUAGUAGAUUGGAACAUGUAUCACUGAUAGAAGAAAAAAAUUACUUGGUAUCGACUCCUCGAGUCGGCAGUAAUUGUGGAUGUAUAGUGAUUAUUUAAUUAAAACAAAAAAAAUAGAUAUUGAUUACCUCUUUAAGUUAGUUUUUAAGUUAUUAGAUGUCAGUGUUGUACAUAUUGCAUUAAAGUCACGUUUAUAGACUCAACAA
Messenger RNA from Tribolium madens (black flour beetle), 4792 nucleotides. It is a transcript of the gene Gprk1, whose product is annotated as G protein-coupled receptor kinase 1. The record is from RefSeq and is a predicted model, not a curated record. Gene Ontology annotation, biological process: G protein-coupled receptor signaling pathway; protein phosphorylation; regulation of signal transduction. The transcript has 13 exons. NCBI's taxonomy places the organism in Eukaryota, Metazoa, Arthropoda, Insecta, Coleoptera, Tenebrionidae. Gene Ontology annotation, molecular function: ATP binding; G protein-coupled receptor binding; G protein-coupled receptor kinase activity. The coding region runs from base 334 to 2400 and encodes 688 amino acids.